AUGCCUACCUAUUUCGCGCGUGGCGUGUCGGUGCGACUGAGCGCGACGCCGCUCGAAGACUCGACUACACAGAAAAUCAUACUAAGGAAGGGCGAUGCAGCCAAGCAGCAGUCUGAAUUGGCUGAAAGGAGGCUCCUAGAGAGGAAGUUGCUGAAAGAGGAAGUCGUGCCUUUCCCCGAUGAUGAAUACGCUUUUCAGCUCAAUUGGGUCGCAAACGCACCUUUCAUGCAGACCCGGGUCAAGAACAAUGUCUAUGACAAGACGGAAGCGACGACAAGUACGCUGUUUGUCCACAUCCCUGAUAGCAUUACUGCAACUGACCACGGCUUCACAGAUGCCGCCUCACUCCGCAAACCGAAAGCACUUGCCCUCCACGUUAAUCUCUCCGACAAGACCUACGUCUCUGGCCUCUACAAUCAGAGAACAUCCCUCAAGAUCGAGGUCUUCUUCAACGGGAUGCUCUCCGCCUGUCUAUUUAUACCCACCCACGAUGUCAGGUCCGGAGCGAAAAGUAAUCAUCAGGUCUUUGGGGGAACCAGGAUCGACUUCCUUGCUGAGCGACCUUGGGUGAUCCUGUCGCCUGAAGUGGCAGCAGACGGCAAUACUAGGAAGAACACCACAGUGGUUUCAGUUGAGCAGCGAUGGCUACACCUUUGUCAGGCGCUCCAAAUCGAAGUGCGAGAGCGAGGCCAAGACGAAGAGGGCAACAGGCCUCCCACUGCCGACUUCCUUUGUGCACUUGCGACAAUGCAAAUGCCGGACCAAGUGCACAAUAUGCAGAAGCCGGGUGGAAAGACUUUUGGCAUCAUCGAUGUGAUCAUCACUGCUGGCGAAGGUAGAAAGCUCACUAGCGGUGUGGGCUAUCUGAAAGCACCGAAGCGCAUGGUCGAUGAGAGCUACCCAUUCGUGCCCGAUGCUGACAGCACUACCAUGCGACUACUUACAGAUACGUCUGGUAAGAGCGAGACCGAUGCGGAGCCCCAAAAUUCCACGAUAGCGAGAAAGCGUGGAAAGCGUAGGCCGAAGCCCCCCAAAUCGGUUCGUGAAGCGACCAGACGGGCUGCUUUUGAAGCUUUGAUUGCAGCUGAAGAUGCCGACGCGUCGGUUGGUAGAGGUGAGUUCACUGGACCUGCUGCCUCGGAGCCGAGUUCAGAGGUCAUCGAUGUGGAUGCAGAAGGAGAUAGCGAUCCAGACUAUGAUUUUCACAGCAAGAGACAGGCUCUCCAGCCAAGAGUAUGCUUGACACAGGACGUACCACCUGUUCCAUCAUUGGCUCUACAGCACCCGAUAAUGGACCCAUUGAUACCGUUUAUUCCACCACUUCUCCAUGUUGAAUCGAAGACUACGGUGCUCCAAGCACCAGAAAUAAAGGGUCCAGAUUUGCCGUCGUCAUCAGGUCUUGCACGAGUACAUGCGCAGGCUCAUGAGCAAGAAAGAGCAUACGAGCAACAAAUGGAGAUCACGUUGCAAGCAGAGCUUAGUCCGAAGAUGGCGUAUCCAGAUAUUCCUCCAUACUUACAGACGCCCCAAAUGCGUCUCUCACCAUAUGUCGUUCAAUUCUCAGAUCCAACUCUAGGAGGAAUUACGCCUAGUGAUCUCAUGCGUCAGAUUCCGUUCGACAACGAGGGCCAAUCUUCCAGUCCUCUGAGUCGCUUUCCAAUGAACCUCCAGGGCCCAGGUCAUUCGGCUGUGUCAUCUUUCCCUCCAUUGAUACCAGGACUUCAACAUAACUCCUCAAGGUCCGGUCUGUAUGCAUACUCUUCGUCUAAUCAACCAUGCAGUAACUUUCCUAGUACCCACUUCUCACUCCCAAACUACAAUAUGUCUGGAACCAGCCAUUCUUUCACUGGGAGAUCUGAGGUCUACAAGCCGAACAUGUUGCCACAGGCUACAGCUUUUGCUGGGCUUCAGAAGUCUACGCCGCCGCAAGUGCCCUUUCCGCCGUUUGACCGCCGACUAUCGCUGCCAUUACCACCAGCAGCUCUAUACUCGGUACCUACAAAGCCAAAGCGAGGUCUCUCUCCACAGAAAGCUUCCUCCUCACAAAAGACAAAGAAGGCGAAGUCCAGCGUCGAGGUCAAACGCUUGGUAGUUCAUGGACAAAAGGACUCGAUAUUGGUGGACCACCGAUGGGACCCUGCACAGCAUAUUGGCGUGUCUCUCAAUAGCCCAGCUAAACUUGGAACUCAAGAGACAGUGACCCAUGGCGACAAGGAACACGCAAAUCCUGUUGAGCAGGGAAGGACGCUCGCAGGCACUUCCAGAACACGGAAGAGUUCUGUCCGGAAAGGAACACCAGCACCCGCAUCAUCUUCAGAGCACGAAAAUCCAGACCUAUCUAUGGCUGCGGACAAGCAUCAACCAAUCAGUGCUUUCCAAGCAAAAGCCUUGACUGGUCAGCACGCUGUUAAUGCUAAGAAAUCCAAGCUGAAGCACGAGUCAGAGAAGGUUGCGAAGGCGAGGUCCGAUAGUGAUCAGCCUGGUACCGAUAUGAGCAAUCAAAAUCUGCGUGUCACAAAGGAAAGGUCUUCUCGUCGCACAACCUCUAGUAACGGCAUACUCGGUGUACAAGGCCCAAAGGCAAAUCCAAUCUGGUUUGAGGAUCCAGAAGAAAUUUUGCGUGAGGCAUCUGCGCGACUGCGACGAUGUCGACCUUCUAAAAAGUAUGGAAAUGCAUCUGAUGUGGCAGUGCUGCCUAAUACCGUAGUGCCGACUGUUCAAACUCCCAAAGCAUGGGAUACCGAUACAUCAUCUCCUCUCUCGAGCCUCCAUACGACCCCUGAGCCCGAGAUGGAACCUACUACAUACACAAGUUUGCCUCAAGCACCCGUUGAGUCAUCUCCUGCUCCCAUCCCACAGGCAGAUGGCUCACCCGAGCGCAAAACUACGCCUAAACGCCGACGCGGCAAUCACGUUCCAUCUCCAAUGAAGCUUGCUUCAACCUCUGUAACAUCCCAACUUUUACUUCACAGUCCCUUCUCAUCUCAGUCUUCAGCCUCGAAGAAGCGCAAAAUUACUCACCGUACCUUGCCCAAGGAGCCGCGCAGCCCCGACCGCCUGAAGACCAACGACAACCCACCACUGAACAGGGACUGCGUAAUCGCGUAUGCGGAGAGCAAGGACAAGAAGAACAAACAAGGUAUCUUAAGGCAGGUCAAGAGCGAGAGGCUUGGAGUGUUUACAGAGAGUGACGUCGUCUUUGCAGCGAGGUUCUUUGUUGAGGAUUAA
Messenger RNA from Alternaria arborescens, 3228 nucleotides. RefSeq lists its product as hypothetical. The coding region runs from base 1 to 3228 and encodes 1075 amino acids. The transcript has a single exon. The record is from RefSeq and is a predicted model, not a curated record. NCBI's taxonomy places the organism in Eukaryota, Fungi, Ascomycota, Dothideomycetes, Pleosporales, Pleosporaceae.